Messenger RNA from Rotaria sp. Silwood2, 669 nucleotides. Lineage: Eukaryota; Metazoa; Rotifera; Eurotatoria; Philodinida; Philodinidae. The record is from the annotation of a GenBank genome assembly.
AUGACAAGACCUGACAAUCAAGAUUCGAAACUCAAAGAAGAUAUCGAGAAAUGCGAAAUAUCGGCCAAAAUCGAUUUGAGUAAUCGAGCAUUAGCUGAUCAAGAUAUAAAUAUAAUUGCUGAAGGUGCAAUCAUCAACACGCGGUGUUCAUCUCUAUGGUUGCAUGAUAACAUGCUCAUAAUACAAGGUACUCGAAUUUUAGCAGAUAGCAUAGAGAAUAAUAAUACGUUACAAAAAUUAUUUCUCGAUGGUAACCAAAUAAUGGAUAUUGAAGUACAUUAUUUGUCACUCAUUCUGAAUCGUUCGGCUCUAACAUCAUUGAGCCUUUCAGAAAAUAAUAUUACAGAUCAAGUCGCCAUAGAUCUUGCUGAAACACUCAAGACUAAUCGGACAUUGCGACGUUUCUGGCUUUAUCACAACCGUUUCGGUGACGAUGGAAUGCAAUCGUUUGCUGAUACAUUAACACGACACAACACCACACUCGAAUGGUUAGAUCUUCGUUCGAAUAAAUUAGUUACUGAUGCCAGUGUUGAUGCUUUAAUAUUAAUGCUUGAGUCGAAUCAUUCAUUAAAGAAAUUCUGGAUGGAAUAUUGCAAUCUAUCUUAUGAAUGUAAAGCAAAACUUCGACAGCUAGCGAAAUCAAAGACGAACUUUGAUUUAGGUGCAUAA